UCUAUCUUCUCCUUGGAUUCUUCACUUUUCUCUUAAUACCUUUCCAAAUAUUAGCAAAUCAGGGACUCGAACCCGAGGGAGACCAAAUGUCCGGGUAUACACAUCUCGCAAAUUUUAUGGCAGAGAAGGACCACCCUAUUCUUCGAAAGUAUAAGACUCUUGCGGCUCGGGAUUUACUGUUUUUGCAGGCUGAGUUAUGCCAUCUCGAGUGGAAAUAUAAAUCAGUCUUGAAUGACGAUGAGGCUCAGGAAGAUGAGAGGCAGUUUCAUGCUCGGGACUGGAUUCUUUUGGAAUCCUCUGAACGACGUGGACUUGGUGGGGAGCAGUGGGCUAUUGCGCUGGAAAUAAGAACAAAGUUACGGGAAUAUUGUGAGCCUCAUCCAGCCAUAUGUAUUGUCUAUCUCAAUAUAUCCAACAUACCUGAUUUAGAUGGGGUUGUACUAAUAAAUGAUAAGAUGAUGCGAUGUUGAAAUACUCCCAUAUCGCCUCGCUUCCCCAGCCUAAAGAAUCCGAACGGAGUUUUAUCCACGACUGGACCCAAGACCCAAGUCUAGGAGGAGGAUGCGGUUUCGGUGGUCGAUCUUGGUAGCCGCAAACAGCCAUCGAUAUACGAGGCUAUUUAUCAAAAAGAUCUUGCCAUGCUCUCAGAUAAUCGUGGGGAGAAUGAUCUUUUUACCCGCCUCAUUGCUGGGCCUCUUCUGAGCUGUUUUCAUUUUACAAGAACCUAUAGAAUGAUAUGCAUAUUCUACCAUCCUCCGAUGUACCUCGUUUCAAGUCCACUAACAUACUUGUACUUCCUAUUAGAAAACAAACCCACCUAAUCCAGAAGCUCCUCCAACGCUCCCGAACGCAGAUCCAGAGACCCCUGGCUUCCACUAUUACGACAAAAAUAAAGUCGAGACAGUAACCAAUAUUCUAGGUACCAUACUCUCGAGUUUGGCACCCCUGGUGUCGAUUGUGGUGUUGAGUUAUGUGACUAAGCCGAAAGCGAGAUUGGGGUUGAUUUGUGCUUUUACGUUUUUGUUUAGUACGUGUUUAGCUAUGGCUACGAGAGCGAGGAUGGUUGAGAUUUUCGCUGCUACUGCUGCGUGAGUCUUUUGUUUUUUUUACUUCAUGGUGUGUUGGUGGAGGCUUGUUUACGGAGAGCUAGCUGAAAUGCCGAAGAAUGCUGGGGAGGGGGUCUUGUAUUUUGCUGAUCGUUUGUUUGAAUAUAGUUUUGCUAGCGUUCAGGUUGUGUUUAUUGGGGGCUCGAAUAGCACGAUUUAGGAUUGUAAUGCUUGGUGGUUGGGGUUGGGGGGUGUCUAUCUACAUUGGGUUUAUGGUAUAUUUAUGGCGUUUAGUCAUUAGUGAGUAUUUUUUAGAGUAUUCGGGGUCUUGAGUAAGAGCAGGUUAUCUUGCUGAGAAUAUCCAGUUGGCGAUUUGGGCAAUGAACUUUGGGGUUCCUGCGGGGUACUGGUCCAAAAUACGAAGAUACCAUCUCAUCUGCUUCCUCAAGGCUUAAAGCGUCUCAAAAUCAUACUGCUACAUGAACCAAUUAAGUUGUUUAAAACUGUUUCAAGUUGAAAAUAUUAAAUUAAGUCUUAUAAUUUCUUGGUCAGACAUCCAUGCAAUAAACGUACUACUAUCAUAAAUAUCGGAAGCUUCCGCAAGCCCACGCUUUGAAUUAAGGCGGCAGCGUCAUUUGUUGGAUUCUAAAAGAAGGAGAAUGAAUUUUCGGUGUGGAUACAAGAGCUACCUCAGAUUGAAUGAGGCUGCUAGAGCACAAGGCUUAAGCGGGCGGAAAAUAUUGUGAUAACGUACACAGAUAAACAGAGCCUGGGCGUAAGGUGUCUGCAGUAGGUUGCAUCUAUAAUGGAAACCUUUAUAGCAAUUAAGGGCCAUCCAUAGGUUAUAUCUAAUAAAUCUCUGUUUGGAGUCCAUUUGCGUUUCGUCAUUGUUUCUCUCUUCUUUCCACUUAAAAUGUUUACUAAACAAUUACACCUGUUGGUUUCACUAAGCAAGUGAAGUGAUACGGUAUAACUUCUUUGAUUUAUGUUCGUAUGGCUUUUUCUGAAAGAGACUGUGUGCUAGCUAGAAAUAUAUGGGUGUGUAUGCGGCUAUCUUAGACAAUAUCAUGUGACUUUCCCCCCUGCCACUACGCGAACAUCGCGACAACACCUUUAGGCUUUACUUGUUAGAUACUGUACUUCACUUAACAAUGUUUCAUGAUUUUGAUUCACUCAUAAAACUGGGAUUCAAAACUUAAAAUCAGGCUCAUUGUUAAUAUUUAGGAUGCAUAUAGUAUAGACAUUCGAGUUGGGGGCAAGCAACACUAUCACGUCUUACGCUAUAUUAGAGAUACAAUAGCAAAAGAUGCGCACCCUUAUGCUACAUUACUAUUACAAGUUAUUCAUUUCUGGCAUUUAUAGAGCUAUUUUUUUUGGAAUGGAUUACUAUUUUCCGGGGGUGGGGGUUGGGGUGUGUUGCACUCAUUAAUACUAGGCGGCGGGCAUUCAGAAGAAUUUGGGUUCUAUUGACGUGAUUAAAUCAUUUCAAGAUAGUCAUUAUUAUUUGCUCAGAUACAUACAUAUAUAUAUAUAUAUAUAAAGACAUUGUCCCUAGAAAGUUUUGAGAGCUUGAUUUUUUUGGUUUUUAUUUGUCCUUAUGUGGAGAUAGAUGUGGCCAAGAAGUGUUACACAUAUUUGAUUUUGCCAGUUCGCUAGAAACUUUCUUCUUAUGAUAGGAUUCUUCGUUCGUUGUUAGUUGCCGCUUGGGAUGACUCAAUCCAAUGACAAUGAUAAUGACUCUUCGUAUGAAUCGUACUCAAGGCACAUACUUCGCCUCUCCCUUACAUAUUGGAUUUCUUUUAUUUCGCAUCACUCGACAGGCUUAAAGCUGCCUGGGUAAAUUUGAGGGAGUCUAGAUGCAAUGCGAGAGAUUAAUGCACCUUCAGGGGGGCUGGGAAGAGGGAAGGGAAUUGAUCGCCCGUCCUCAAGUAAGCUGACUAAGCCCCUGUAACCGUUUCUCAGUGCAGCGAAAAAUGCGUAACUGAAAUACUUUAUUCAGAGUCAGACAACACAAGUACAAGUGUACAAAAAACCAAUAAAACAUGGCAUUCUCCUAGGCGACAUUUAAUGUAACUCUAUAGUGGGAUCCCUCUUCCCUGAAUUACGGCUGAGUCUGAUGACCAGGGCUAAAUUCCCAAAAACAAACACGACGCUGUUAGGUUGCACUGCGCCACUUUAACCGCCACGCUGACAGACAAAAGAGCCCAAGGGAGAGCCCAGCUGGAUGCACAAUAAGUAAACCACAGUAUUCAGUAUAUAUUUCAACUUGCGUCCGCUCUCUUUUCGCAGAGCCUCUUGGGUUCUCUAUUUACCGUAGCUAUGCAAAUGAUCAAGGGCUUGAUGAGGGGUCGCAAUACCAACGACCGAAGAGACAGAAAUCCACGGUAUAUUUGGAACCCAACAGAAAUGCUUUCAACGCGAUACUAAUACCUAAGCAGCACGAAUCCGAUUUAGAAAUCAAAAUAUGUUAUCAUGGGACCGUCGAAGAAACCGCCAAGGCAGCAGAUAUAUCAGGAAACGACCGAAACGAAGUGUCCUCGAAAUUCGUCGAGCACACCCUCAAAUACUCAGAUGAUAUAAACCGCAGCGACGAGACACAUAAGGAGCCAUGGAUUGAAUUAUGUUGGAGGUUUAGUGGGACGGAAUAUGGGCCGGAUGGAUUGAGGAAUUAUCGAUAUAAGAUAGAAUUCGACGUGAUGGAUCCCUGGGAGCUACCUGCCACUGUGGUAUUCGGGGAUUGCGCUAGAAGGACAGAAGAAAACCCGCAGAGUCCAGAUCCGAUUGAUCUGGCGUUAAAUAUGGGCUGGUUAAGGCCUCGAAGAAGCUCAUGGAAGAAGAUGAAGAAAAGAACAGCGAGUUGGACCGGAAGUGAGGAAUACAAGAAAAGUCGACAACAAUCACUUUUUUCACCACCGCCAUCAUAUUUCUCCGAGGGUCAAGAAGCGAAAGGAGGGAAAAAUACCGAUAUUGAAAAACUAGAAGCACCAGAGCUAGCAGCAACCACCGAAAAUAAACCCAGAAGAGAUGCAAAGUUACCCACAACGCCCGAGGUUCCACCAGCUACCGAGAACAGCAAGAGACAGGAGACAGUUCAUAGCUUUAAUUCGCAUUCCUCGGGGACCGAUUCACGAGUAUAUCAACGGAUUUGGGACAAAAUCCCACCAUGGAAUCUGAUCUUUGUAUUGGAAACAUUUUUGAGAGUUUGGUUUUGUCGAUGGAACCGAAAAGUCUCACUGAUUCACGUCAAUAUUCGGAAAUUCAUAAAUCGGACAUUCAUGAAGAGAAACCUCAAUCAAUUACAAAGACAGAGCUGAAAUCUGGGCCGAACUUGGGAGUUCCAGAAACAGUUGAAGAGGAGCCAAAGAACGAGUCUUCCUCUUCCUCAGAACCAGAAGUGACAGAAUUUCCAACAGCAAGCCAAGAAUCGAACAUCAGAACCAUUUCUACCGUUCGAAAAGGGGCUCCAGCAGACGAAGAAAAAAGCGAAAAGCUCGAUAAUUGUGGAAUAGAACAUAAAGCACCUACCAAAGACUGGAAGGAAAACGAUGAGCUUCACAGCUCUGAAAGUGACAAAAACUGUGGUAUAUCCGCAUUUAAAGCACCAGAGGAAAAUGAAAUCAUCACUUCACCAAUGUCACAAACCAAUAGCACAAACGUGAUUGAUGAAGAUGGGCUCCAGAAAGGGAAGAUGAACAGGCUUCCAGCGGCAUGCAUGAAGCCCUCAGCAACCACAAUCUGGAUUCAGAGAGCAGUAACUUGCCGUAUAGAUGGAGAGAUUCUUAGAAUCACGUACUUGUGUUGCAACGUCUGAACUUGUAAAUCCAGUAUCCGCACCCAAGACAGAAGAAAAUCUUAGCACAAAAAAGACUCCUAUUCAUCAAACCAAAUACUCCUCGCAGGCACGAGAGAAAGGGCAAAAAAAACCAAAAAUAGCUGGCGUUAAACUAUAUGUACCCUGACCAGACGAGGUCCUGGAUCUAUCUCCUGCGCCAGAGGCGAAAGAAUAUUGGACGUGGGCUGACGACGUGGGCAUGUAUUUCCACAAAGAUCCGGAGACGCUUUCUGUGACUUGGUAUGAGGAGUCUGAUGAUGAAAUGGAGGAUGAUUAG
Hymenoscyphus albidus is the source of this 5155-nucleotide messenger RNA. Lineage: Eukaryota; Fungi; Ascomycota; Leotiomycetes; Helotiales; Helotiaceae. The record is from the annotation of a GenBank genome assembly.